CCUCUCCGCGGGCUCCAACCUCCGCACAGAGCCUCCUCAGAUGAUCUCAAAAAGGAGAGAAAGAUGACUAUGAGGGCUCACGAGUUCCCUUCCUGGAUCUUCAUCAACGAAAGAACAUUCAUUACCAGAGACCAACUUAAUUCUUUAUUGAAGACGUAUAACACUUUUUAUGGGAACCAGAAAAAUCUUCAUAUUUUAUGCACACAGAUGCAGAUGACUGGCCCUUUUGAUGAAACUGACCGGGAUCAUUUUAAACCCAUAUUGAGUGAUUGCCGUGAUGUAGAAUCCCAUGUCGAGGAUUCCACAAGUAUGAACUCAGUUAGUCCUCAUAAGAACCCUGUCCUGCCUCAUGCACACAUUAGCCCCACUUCCAUGAUGAAGACACUGAGGGGAAUGACGCGCUGGGGAGAGUUUGAUGAUCUGCAUCAUAUCAGUGAGCUGGACAGAAGCCAGAUUCCUGGGACAGAAGCAAAGGGCGCUAAGGAAGAAUACUUAUCUCACUAUAGCAGUACCUUGAAGUCUCAUACAGAAGAAGAACCAGAGUCCCCACUGCUCUACAGAACCAUGAGCGACGCAGCCUUGGUGAGAAAAAGGAUGAGGCCUCUCAUGAUGGAGAGAAAAGACAGAUGCAACCAGAGGGCCUCCAUUAAUGGACAUUUCUAUAACCAUAAGACAUCCAUUUUCACUCCAGCCUUUGAAUCCAAAACUAAAGUCAGGGUAAACAGUAACAUGAGAACUGAAGAAGUAAUAAAGCAACUUCUCCAAAAAUUCAAGAUUGAAAACAGUCCCCAGGAUUUUGCUCUCUACAUUAUUUUUUCAACGGGAGAGCAGAGACGGCUUAAGAAGACAGACAUCCCUCUACUGCAGAGGCUCCUACAAGGACCUUCGGAGAAACAUGCUCGCAUUUUCCUCAUGGAUAAAGAUGCGGAAGAAAUCAGCAGUGACGUGGCUCAGUACAUUAACUUUCAUUUUUCUCUCUUGGAAUCCAUUCUUCAAAGAUUACAUGAAGAAGAAAAAAGAGAGAUUCAAAGAACAAUAACAAAAUUCAGGGCAGAAAAGGAUAUUAUUCGGAGAUGUCUUCAAAGUAAACGGGUAGGACAAACAGAGACGACAGUCUAGCUUCGCAGGCCACGGUGGCCAUUGCGGGCAUGGAACGGGACGAGACGACACAGGGCUUUCUCUGUGGUGCACAGAGUCGCUACGAGCUGGCACCGAACAACAACACCCAAUUGCUUAAAACAUGUCACCAAGUUAAAGAGCUGUUGCUAUUUGACGAAUACACAAAUGCCAUCCCUACAUCCAUACAAAUAUGUGUCUCCAUCCCUGAGUCCGUAGAAAACUGAAUAGCCACAAAACGUGCCUCUUAGAAGUGGUGGGGCUAACUAAGGUUCACGACUGGAUGAAAACGAGCUAGACUUUAGUUGCAGCAACUGACAUGAGCUUGAAUACUGUGUAUUCCACAUGCUUUUGAAGGGAGAAUACGCAAUGACCUUGAACGUAAAUGGCAUCCUCAGGCAUGAUGCAGUGUAAGUUGCUUUUAGCAGCAACUCUCAAGAGAACGGAAACACCAUGGCCCGAUUCUCAGAAAUGGCUCAGAAGUAAAAAGUGCCAGUCCUUGAACUAAAAAAAGAAGCACAUUCUUUUUUUUUUUUCAAGAACUUGCUUUAUUAAUGGUUGUUUGUUUAUUUGUUUUUGCAGUCAUAUCUUUCCUUCCCAGCACACAGUAACCUUUUUUUAAAAAAAAAUAAUUUUAUUGGGGGCUCAUAAAGCCCUUAUCACAACCCAUCUAUCCAUUGUG
Molecule: messenger RNA, 1798 nt
Organism: Echinops telfairi (small Madagascar hedgehog)
Lineage: Eukaryota; Metazoa; Chordata; Mammalia; Afrosoricida; Tenrecidae
Gene: RASSF6
Product: Ras association domain family member 6
Exons: 11
Coding region: 64-1119 (351 amino acids)
Biological process (GO): signal transduction
Source: RefSeq, a predicted model, not a curated record